GAUACUCAUGUUUAUUGGUCUUCUUCAAGGUGUCUCUCCCAACGCAAUCAACUUGCCGGCAGAUUCCUCUCACUUGUUCCACACCACUCCUUUGGGAAAUGCUUGAACAAUGUUGGAGGUCUGGACAUGGCACUGUCCUUCUACCCUGAGUGCUCCAACGGUAACUCUGGCCUUCAUUGGUGGGACCACCUUCACUGUGCCAUGUCACACUACAAGUUUGUUCUUGCCAUUGAGAACACUGUAGCGGACAGUUAUGUGACUGAGAAACUGUACUAUGCCCUUGAUGCGGGUGCAGUUCCUAUCUAUUUUGGUGCCCCCAAUGUAUGGGAUUUUGUGCCACCCAAUUCAAUUAUAGAUGGAUCAAAAUUCAGAUCAAUGGAAGAAUUGGCUUCUUAUGUCAAGGCUGUGGCCGAUGAUCCCGUUGCAUAUGCUGAGUUCCAUGCAUGGAGAAGGUGCGGUGUGCUGGGUAAUUAUGGUAGGGCUCGUGCUGCAAGCCUGGACACGUUGCCUUGUCGAUUAUGUGAACUUGUUAGGAGCAAACAAGGGAGGUAAGGAACAUUAUGAGAUAGAUAUUUGGAUUUGAGAAAUUCAUUCACUUGAGCUAACUUUGUCCAAUUGUCUUCUUGAAUUAUUUUUGGGGCAUUGUGGCUCCCAUACCUUUUUGAGUAGUCCGAGUCCUGUACUCAUAAAAAUGGUGGGAAAUAUCACAUAAUUCAAUGGAAUAGUCCUUUGUGGGUUUCACUCAAGCUAUGUUUUGAUUCAGGCAGCAAUGUAUCUAGACUUCUACAGCGAAAGCAAUCUAAUAAAGGUUUACUUUGAAA
Molecule: messenger RNA, 821 nt
Organism: Phalaenopsis equestris
Lineage: Eukaryota; Viridiplantae; Streptophyta; Magnoliopsida; Asparagales; Orchidaceae
Product: alpha-(1,4)-fucosyltransferase-like
Exons: 1
Cellular component (GO): membrane
Molecular function (GO): alpha-(1->3)-fucosyltransferase activity
Source: RefSeq, a predicted model, not a curated record